This is a messenger RNA of Saccharomyces kudriavzevii IFO 1802, 1104 nucleotides long. It is a transcript of the gene MRPL35, whose product is annotated as mitochondrial 54S ribosomal protein mL38. The transcript has a single exon. Lineage: Eukaryota; Fungi; Ascomycota; Saccharomycetes; Saccharomycetales; Saccharomycetaceae. The coding region runs from base 1 to 1104 and encodes 367 amino acids. The record is from RefSeq and is a predicted model, not a curated record.
AUGUUGCAAAGAUCUAUUCAUACCACAAGAGUCCUCAAAAACUCCGAUGCUACCAUACAUAUUUGGUCGGAUUUCACCAAGAGGCCCAGCUCACUUUCUAUCCAAUCUCCCAAAGUCAAAGAUUAUCUUUUCCAAAAGAGACCCUCCUUGGACCCUCCAUCUAUUAGGAGAAGAAGUAACCGUAUCAAGUAUUCAUCUCCUGAACACAUAGAUGAGAUUUUCAAGAUGAGUUACGAUUUCCUUGAGCAAAGGUCUAAUAAGUUUUACGAGUUGGCUAAUAAGACAAGCAAUCCCUUGAAGAAGGAUGUGCUUCUCACAAAAGCGGAGAUCAACAAUCCGGAGGUGCAAUAUAAUUUUCAGUUUAAUGGCAAGUUAGACAAUAUCAAAUCGAUAAUAGACUAUGACGUCCCAGUAUAUAGACAUUUGGGGAAACAACAUUGGGAGUCAUACGGCCAAAUGUUAUUGAUGCAGAGAUUAGAGACAUUGGCAGCUAUCCCUGAUACAUUACCAACUUUGGUGCCUCGAGCAGAAGUGAACGUCAAAUUUCCCUUCUCGACUGGUGUCAACAAAUGGAUCGAGCCUGGUGAAUUUCUAUCAUCCAGUGUCACGUCCAUGUGUCCUGCUUUCAAGGUUCAAGAAUACGACUAUGUAGACGUGGAGAGACAGUUGUACACGAUACUGAUUGUCAAUCCUGAUGUUCCGGAUUUAAAUAAGGAUUCGUUCAAGACGGCCUUGUGCUACGGUUUGGUGAAUGUUAAAUUGAGUUACAAUGACAAUUUAGUAGACCCAAGAAAGUUCAACAGCUCUAAUAUUGUUGCCGACUAUUUGCCUCCAGUGCCUGAAAAAAAUGCCGGAAAACAGAGGUUUGUUAUUUGGGUAUUCAGGCAACCUUUGGCUGCAGAUAAUCAGAAUUCAAACCUUCUAGAAAUCGAUAAAGAGCAAAUAAAUAGAGAUGAUUUUGAUGUCAGACGCUUUACUAAGAAAUAUAGUUUGGAUCCCGUGGGUGCACACCUUUGGAGAAGUGAGUGGGACGCCAACGUCGCCGUUGUCAGAGAGAAAUAUGGCUUACCUUCUGGCAGAGUUUUCAGUAGAGUCAGAAGGUGA